Messenger RNA from Erinaceus europaeus (western European hedgehog), 1306 nucleotides. Its product is annotated as ERV-BabFcenv provirus ancestral Env polyprotein-like. The record is from RefSeq and is a predicted model, not a curated record. NCBI's taxonomy places the organism in Eukaryota, Metazoa, Chordata, Mammalia, Eulipotyphla, Erinaceidae. The transcript is spliced from 3 exons. Bases 317 to 1306 code for a protein of 329 amino acids.
UCUUGCUCUAGUUCUUUGUGUCUCUUGUCUCCUUCAUUCUCUCGCCCCCUAUCCUAGGUCUCCGUUGAUAGACCCUGCAGACCGGGGCACCUGGCGCCCAACGUGGGGCCUUUUUGGGUCUGGGGUCCGAGAGAACGUCGCUCUCCACUGGUCGACCACGAAGCAUAGGACCACCGCUUCAACCAAGAAGUAAGUGAAGAUCCGCACUGUGAUCGCCACAGAAUCUCCUGUCUGUGAGACUGAUCUGUUUUAAGGCUAUACGUGGGUUGUUUGGGAUCCCUGGGAUUCCCGCUGGACCACGCCAGUCAAAGGAGCCAUGUAUAUAACUAAAGAUGAAACCUGGCCUAGCAGCCGUAUUUAUAUUUGGCGUGCUCUUGUUCAAGUUCAAACAACCCUUCAUGCUGAAAUUCAAACACAUGAGAAGGAGCUAAAUACACAGCUCUCAGUUUUAUCUACACACCACCCCUUUUCCUGGCUAUCUCUAUUAAGAGAAGGCCUAGUGCUUGCCAAUAUCACUGGCCUUGGCAAUGUUUCUGCAUGUUUUCUUUGUGCCGUAUUAGGACGUCCCCCUUUGACGGCAGUUCCAUAUCCCACCUCAUUAAAUACUUCUGAUACAUCUAGUAAGGCCUUUUCUCCCAUUUUUGAAGUUUCUUUGUUCCUAGCUCCUGAACAAGAACAAUUUAGGUUUUGUUAUUCCAAUGCUAGUACUAGGUUGUGCAAUCAGACUACCUCACCUGCCGCAGAUCUUAUUGCUCCUGAUGGGUUUUUCUUUUGGUGUAACAAUACCCUUUUUAAAAAUCUUUCUAGCCAAAUAGAUGAGAGAUUGUUAUGCCUUCCAGUUACCUUAGUACCCCAGUUGACCCUGCUUACCCCUGCUGAGUAUUUAGGUAGGGACAGCCCCUCAUCCCCUAGAACAAAACGGGCUGUUUUUCUUCCUUUAGUGGCUGGUGUUUCUCUUGCAACAUCCGUUGUGGCUGCUGGUCUGGCUGGAGGCGCCUUGGGUCACUCCCUUCUUACCACUGCUAAGCUCUCUCAACAAUUCUCACUGGCAGUGGAAGCCUCGGCUGAAUCUUUGGCCUCCCUACAGAGAAAACUAACCUCCCUUGCCCAAGUUGCCUUACAGAACCAGCGAGCUUUGGAUCUCCUGACCGCGGAAAAGGGUGGCACCUGUUUGUUUUUGAAAGCAGAGUGCUGCUUUUAUGUUAAUGAGUCUGGUUUAGUGGAGACCCAGGUUCAGCAGUUACACAAGCUUAGUGUUGAAUUACAAAAACAAAAAUUUUCUGCUGCCGCUGAUAGUCUCCGUUGA